This is a messenger RNA of Rhincodon typus (whale shark), 3479 nucleotides long. Its product is annotated as F-box only protein 28-like. Lineage: Eukaryota; Metazoa; Chordata; Chondrichthyes; Orectolobiformes; Rhincodontidae. The transcript has a single exon. Gene Ontology annotation, biological process: protein polyubiquitination. The record is from RefSeq and is a predicted model, not a curated record. The annotation marks the transcript as partial.
UGCCUGGGCCAUCCACCACACUAACGGCAGUGCAGCUCUUCUCCAAGCAGAAUCCUGCCCGGCAGGAGCUCUGCAAACUCCAGCAGCAGAUGAAGGCACAAGGACUAAACGUGACGGCCACCAGGCGUGAGGUCUCAGAGUUCCGGGUCAAAUUCCAGGAGCAGCUCAAACAACUCCAGGACCAGGACCAGAAGAUCCUAGAGCAGAACCAGAUCAUCGGCGAGCAGAAUGCCCGGCUGGCUGAACUGGACCGAAAGCUGGCUGAGCAUGCCCUUAAGCACCAGCAGAACGAGCAGAAGAUCAAAGACCUGCAGGAGCUUCUGGAACGAGUCAUUGAGACCCGGGCUGCAGCUGAUCAAGCUUCUGCCGGGCAAAGCAAACGCAAGAAGGCACCACCAGAUGGCACCACUUCAGACUUACCCACCCGUGCCAAGCGCCUUCGGAGCAGGAAGUGAGCUGGAGAUUGCAAGAGGGAGAUUUUGUUGUUCUUGUGUCACUCAUAAUGGUAAUGGGUAUUUGUGUGCUUCUGCACCAAGUUACACUGUAUAUAUGGUGCAAGAUGACACAGGUCAGGAGAACAGACAAGGUAUUGGGAUGGCAACAGGCUCCAGACAUAAGAUUGGGCAGGGUUAGUAGCCAUGGGGAGGGAGGAGAUGGAAGGCACCACAUUGGGAGCUGACUAGAGCAGAACUGAAUUAAACUCUGCUCUUUUACCCAGUACUGGGUGACUGAAUCAGUUAAACUUGCCUGGGUGAGGCAUCUGACAAACAGGUGGAACACAUUGUAAUCCAGCCCACACAGUAUAGACUAUUCUUACUGAAGAAUUGUUUGUGUUCAGUUUGCUGGUCUCGGGUAAGGGCAGCAAUACCGCAGGCCUGAGUUCCAGCAUCUCCCUUCCCAGGAUAUAGGGUAGUCCCUUCCCCUGGUCAGUUGAUGAGCUCCCCUAAAAAUAUUUGUUUAUGCACUAAGUUUGGAGUGGAUCUGGCUCACUUGUGAUGUCCCCAUGACCAAAUGGCCUGCUGCCAUCUUGGAGACUGUGUAUCCUCAUCAGAGUUAAAGCUUUCAGGAUAAGAGGCAACCACCUGUGACAGUUUGAUGAAUGUGGGCACUAUGACCCAGCAUAUGUUUCCUUCUAAUUGUCCUAUGAGUGUGGAUUUCAGAGUUAUGAUUCACUCUAUACUGCCACACUGUUCAAACCAGGUCAGGUUGAAGGGUAACAACAGGAUGGAUUCUACACGUUUUGCAGAGAGCUCGGGUCAUUAAAGCUUAGGGUCCAGAAUUCCUGAGGCUUUUUCCUUUGAGUACUGAAGGAAGAUUGGAACAAGGAGAGAACAGUGUGAAUGCCCCGCAUCUAACUGUGCUCCCAUGGUGCUGGAUAGAUGGCCUAUUCAUUUGAUCAGUGGUUUUGGGGUCUCCCAACAUACCAGCAGUACCAGGGAGUGGAGCACUCUGUCCUCCUAAUUGUUCACUCAGUAAUACUAGCUGUACAAUUUUCUCCUAAGUACUGUACAUGUAUAACCUGAAUAUUUUAUUUUUGGGAGGCAGAGCCUGAUCCCAGUUUUGGCUGUCCAGAAAGGGUAGUUCUAAUGCUUAUUCAUUAAUUGGUUCUGAUAGGAUUCCAGUUCAGAAUAAAUCAGCAUUGUAUGGUAAAAGUGAACAGGUUACCUAGUAAGUGUCUUUCACCUCACUGCUGGGACAGCCCACUCUUGUUUGUAUUUCAUGGACAAUGUGAAAUGCAUGAUUAGGAAUAAUGCGAUAUCUCAAAAACUAAAUUUAUCUCCUCACUGAAAAUGUCACAUCCAGAGGUACUAAUGUUAUUAGUCACCCAAGCCCAAGGUGGUGUCACUCAAAGUGAUCCUUCUCAUGCUCCUCCUGAGGAGGUGCCACUCAAAGUGAUGCUAAUGUUCAUCUUGAGGCAACUUCACCAGUUACCACGGCUUGCCACAUUUAUUUGUUUUCCUUGUCUUGAACUUUCUGUCCUUGAGAAGAAUAGUUGUUCAAACUUUAGCCUCUAUUCAGUUACUAAUGAUGUAACUGUUGAGCCCAAUCCUACCACUUCCAUUAUCCACCAUAGCCCUCUCCAGGAAGAGGUUGAUGGCAAUGGUGAGUACUAGACUGCUAGAAUUUCACACCCCUCCCCCAGAAAAAACCCUCUGACCCCACACAACAGUUAUAAUAUGCCCCAGAAAGCUGCACACAAAAGAAGUAUGACCUCUUAAAACAGAUGGUAUUGAUGCCUGAAUUUUAGGAAGUGACACUGUAAGGUUCUUCAGAAAGUUCUCAGCAUUUUAAAACCAAUUUCCAGUCCUUCCUUUUGAUCAUGGUGUUACUGUCACAGGCAGCUGCUGUUCUCUUCCGGUGCCACUUCUACACUAAUAGAACAUUCAGCUUCAAAGAUUGCAAUACUGAUUUGCUCCUGACCAUCUUCUCCCAAGAUCUAUCUCCAGCCGUCUUUGCCCUGUCUGAGCUCCUUUCCCUCAGUCUUUAUGAAAAAGGAGGGGGGGGUUGGAUUAAUGCUCACUUGAACUUGAGCCUAUUCCAUUGCCCUCUCUGCUGUAUGUGUGUGUGCCUUUGAUCUAUUUUUCACCAAUUGGCCCAUCACAAGCUUAGACUUUGAGGGGUUCUGAGUUUGACUCUUGCAUGGUAGCCAAUAGACUUUGCAGAAUCUUUCAGUGACACUGUGGGACCCUUAACCUCCUGUGCACCAAAGUGAAUCUGCUUACUGGGAGGUGAAUACAACACUGCUGUGAGCCAAAAACUGAAAGAAGAAUCAAGCCUUAAUGUGGCAGUCAGUGCAGGGCUGGACUCUGGCUCUGAGAGGUCUCUAAAGAUUCUUCAUGCCAUUAUUGAGGAUUCCAAGGAGCAGUCGUAUUCCUGCCUGUUGUGUUGUAACAGGACCUGGUUUACAGAUACAUAACCCCAAACUGUGUACAGACUCACCUACAGAUUGAUAACCUGGAAUUACAACCUGUCGAAGGAUACUAACUGGUCAGGGUAUGACAAAUUGAGUAACUCAAGUGGGGUGGGGCUUAGGGCCACUUUAGUUGGCCUCAGUUCCUUUGGCUGGGAAAGGAAAAUAUUGGUCAGUUAAUUCUAGCAACCUCUGAGGAAGGAUUUCUACUGGAAGACAGUGUUGUGGUUGGCUGUGGUACCAUCAUUCUGCAGAAAAAGAAUGAUCUUUCAGUGUCUGUGAGCAUGUACCCCAGCAUGGAAGUCACUUUACAGGAAGAGAGAGCAGAAAAACAAAAUAAAUGUUCAGUGUGAGUACUUAUUUUUAAUUUCAACAAGAAUGAGUGGCCAAAUGCACCAAAAGUUCAUUAAUGGAAUGUUGUCAGCACCUCUAGGUGUUCUUGAAGUUGUAUAAAAGGACAUUUGAAUACUCCAAGAGUUAAACACGUCUUGCUUUACAAAAGAAGAAAAUGCACAUUUCUGUUAUUUGAAAUGUUUCCUUCACUGAUUAAAAAUAUCCUGGAUGUCCA